Molecule: messenger RNA, 2430 nt
Organism: Sorex araneus (European shrew)
Lineage: Eukaryota; Metazoa; Chordata; Mammalia; Eulipotyphla; Soricidae
Product: transmembrane protein 41B
Exons: 2
Coding region: 1-777 (258 amino acids)
Cellular component (GO): endoplasmic reticulum membrane
Source: RefSeq, a predicted model, not a curated record
AUGGUAGAGGGAAGCUGCCGCAAAAAAGCCUGUGCAGAAGCUGGGUCAGCAAGAAUGUCACUUCUUAUAUUGGUGUCCAUUUUCUUAUCUGCAGCUUUUUUUAUGUUUUUGGUAUAUAAAAAUUUUCCACAGCUUAGUGAAGAAGAAAGAGUGAAUAUGAAGGUUCCCAGAGAUAUGGAUGAUGCCAAGGCUCUAGGAAAAGUUUUAUCCAAAUAUAAGGACACCUUUUAUGUACAAGUACUUGUAGCUUAUUUUGCUACAUAUAUUUUCUUGCAAACAUUUGCUAUUCCAGGCUCUAUAUUUCUCAGUAUUCUCUCGGGAUUUCUUUAUCCCUUUCCACUAGCCUUAUUUCUUGUUUGUUUGUGUUCUGGACUUGGUGCCUCAUUCUGCUAUAUGCUUUCCUAUUUAGUUGGGAGACCAGUUGUAUACAAAUAUCUAACAGAGAAAGCAGUAAAAUGGUCACAACAGGUUGAACGCCACAGAGAACAUCUCAUCAACUACAUCAUAUUUUUGAGAAUAACACCAUUUCUGCCUAACUGGUUUAUUAAUAUUACAUCUCCUGUGAUAAAUGUGCCAUUGAAAGUUUUUUUUAUUGGCACUUUUCUAGGUGUUGCACCUCCCUCUUUUGUAGCAAUUAAGGCAGGAACAACACUGUACCAGCUCACAACAGCAGGGGAAGCUGUUUCCUGGAACUCAGUAUUUGUCCUAAUGAUUUUGGCUCUUCUUUCUAUUCUGCCAGCCAUUUUCCAGAAGAAACUCAAGCAGAAAUUUGAGUGAAAACUCAUCUGGGUUUUAGUUUUCUCAUCAUCUUCAUCAUCAUUGUCAUUGUUAUUAUCAUCUCAGAACUGACAGGUUCAUGUGCAAAAUUAUCUCUUCAGUAAUUUAAAUUUGUAAAAUAAAAUUUAUUAUCAGACAGAAUAAUGCUUUUAAAUAGUAAGGGAGAUACCAAAGGAAAAAUAUACCAUGAAAAGGUCUGUCAGUAGAUACCCUCUAAAUGACUAUUCCAAGGGUACCGAUAAUUGAAAGCAGCAUAGCAGAAACUUAUCGUCCCACCUGACAAUGUAUUUCAUGUAUUGGCUAUACGUAUUUACCCUUGACUCAAUAAUUUACUGUUUUUUUUUCUGUGUCCCUUACUAAUAACUAAAUAUUCAUAUGCAAAUACAAGCAAAGAGCCUAGAUUUUUAAAAUUAGCAUUACAAUUCUGACUGAUAAUAGCCUGUUUCAAGGCAUAAACUUGCAAACUAAAACUCAAAAGCAAUUUACUUUUCUUCCUCUGUUCCCUUGAGGUAAUGAAUUUGUUUAGAAGUUGCAUCUUAGUGAACUAUUGGAUAUUGAUAUCAAAUUCAGUUUCCUGAAUCUCCCCGCCCAUCCCACCCUGUUAUCUUGGUUAUCAUGGAUCAGUCUGAAAUUUAAAUUCUGACCAGUUUAUUUUUGAUGUGUUUUUCUAGCCUUCACAAUAUUUCCACUGUGUUAUUACAUGACAAUUGUAUCAUAUUGGUGUUGAUAAUUUAUACUCAGAUAAUAUUUUGUUACAUAGUUCCCCUUUACUAUCAGAUGGGGUCAGAAAAGCAAAUAGUCAACGUCUGCUGUUUUUAAUUGUUAGAUUACAUUACUUUAGUAUUUUGAACCAGAAGCAGUAGUAUAGCAACAGUUUAAGUGGUUAAAUAUAGCUUAAUUGUUCCAAUGACUGUAAAAUUUACCUCAUUUGUUUAUUAGUCUGGUCUUUAGAGUAUGUAUUAUGUAAUUAUCCUUUUAUGCAUGAUACACUUACAAGAAUGCCUUGUUUCAGAUCUAUUGAUGACUCUUUUGUUUGGGGCUGAUUUUUGAUUAGUGCAGUUUCCCAAUUUAGCGUUUUAUUCUUUAUUACUCAAAGUAAAAUUAAAAUUAGCUUCACCUGGUAACGACUCAUUUAAAUUGUCCUGGAAAAUUAAACUUUUUUUUUCUUGCUGCCUGCUUAAUACUUUUGAUUUCUUGGUUCUAGGACAUAGCUGAUCUAAAGUAAAAUACUAUUGUCAGUUUUGCCUUCAUCCAAGAUCGUCAUGUUAAAAAGUACUUCAGCUGUGGGAGAAAUCUCUGUAUGUUUUUAUUAUGAGAGAUAUGAUCAUUCUCAAAACCUGUUUCUACUGCAUAAUGUGGACUGAUUCAUUAUUUUUUCUAUCACAGUAUUAACAAAUGGAUUUAUUGUAAAUACAAAGAAUAUAUUGAUUAAUAUACGAUUCUUAUGUCACCAGACCUUUUGUGUGAAAUUAUUUAUUAUUUCAAGCAGGUUUUCUUUUCUUAUUGACCAGAGACUCAAUGAUAAAGCUUUAGUUAUUUUUCCAAAUAAACUUAAAGCAUAGCCUUUUGGAGAAAGUUCACUAAAUGUUACUGUAUAAAAUGUAAUUGAGUACAUUUUUAUCAGACUUUUAACAAUAAAAGUAAAGGCUUAGA